AUGCACGAGCCUCCUCCGGCGGACGACGUGCCGCCGUCGUACGAGUCCGUUCUUGCCGAUACGUUUGGCGAUGACUCCGUGCACCAUGCUGCGCCUAUGCCCUCUACGAGUGCGCCGUUGCAUACGCCUCCGCUGCCGCCCCGUGUCUCAUCGCAUCGUGAGCCUUUAGGGCCGUUGCCUACGCACGAGCCACGGCCUGGCCACCCCCUUUUGCAUCACAAUAAAAUGCUUGUAUACCCCCGAUACUGGACGCGAUGUGAGCGGUGCUUGAAUACCGGCUACAAGCACCAACAUCCGUCGUCGCCCUGCUCACGAUGUUGGCGCAAGUAUGGCCGUGAAUAUGCCGGCGUCCUACGCCAAGCGUACGAACAAACUGGAUCGUACUCACUGUUGCAAGGCGUGACAUUGCAGGCACCGCUGCCUUCGGCCACAUCGGCUGUGCCGUACACCGUCGCGACCUCCGCUUCAGCGCCGUACCAACAGCCCCACGUGCCCAACCGCCUCACGGACGAAGCGGUCUGCGACGAGGAUCGGUACAGCGCAGCGCCGCCACGGUACGAUUGGGCAUCGCAUGCGGAAAGUGACCAAGCUCUCCCGCAGCAAGACUAUCCCACGUACACGCCUCCUGCGCCUCAUCCCAUGUACCCUCCGAUGCCUAUGCCUAUGCCUGCGCCUAUGCCUGCGCCUAUGCCUAUGCCAAUGCCGCCUCGCAUGGGGCCUACCAUCGACUGGACUGGCUACGGCGCGCCACCCGGCGCGGUGAUUGUCCAGCCGGGCGAUCCACGGAUUGGCGGCGUGCUAUGCCCUACCUGUGGCGGCUCCGGCGAGCAUGUCGACCUGUUCUCGCUGUUUGAUGGCAACGAUGAAUGCGAUACGUGUGGCGGAGCUGGGCGUGUGCCGGGCUAA
Messenger RNA from Malassezia pachydermatis, 906 nucleotides. RefSeq lists its product as hypothetical. The transcript has a single exon. The record is from RefSeq and is a predicted model, not a curated record. Lineage: Eukaryota; Fungi; Basidiomycota; Malasseziomycetes; Malasseziales; Malasseziaceae. The coding region runs from base 1 to 906 and encodes 301 amino acids. Gene Ontology annotation, cellular component: cytoplasm.